UCUAGGUCAACUGCGGUCAAUCGUGUUUGUGAAUUAUAUUAAACCCAUAUACACAUAUUUAAAAGUAACUCUUAAUAUAAAAGCAAACAUAAGUAGCCGUGUGGUAAAAGAAGUUGUUCGAAACUGGAGCAUUAAACCAAUGACGUCGUUCCUGUAUUUCGCGUACGGAAGUAACUUGCUACGGCAGAGGUUACAAGUAGAAAAUCCGAGUGCCCGCUUUGUAAGCUCUGCGAAACUGGAGGGGUAUCGACUGGGGUUCACGAGUCUGGGGAUGGAUCCCAUGAAGCUACGGUGGAGGGGCGGGGCUGCCACCAUCCUGGAUGACCCCGGUCAUGUGGUAUGGGGCUGCGUGUGGCGGGUGAGCACAGAGCACCGCGACUCGCUCGACAGACAGGAGCUGAUCUACAACCCUAUUGAGGUGAAGGUGACAGACGGUGACAACGCUGUGUACACGUGUCGCACGUACCAACUUCCAGCCGAGUACCUAGUCACUUCCUGUUAUGACAACCGUCCCUCGCCCAUGUACAUGGACGUCAUCGUGAGAGGCGCUCUCCAAAACGCUCUUCCUGCCGAGUAUGUGGACGAUUUGCGGGCGGUGGAACAUAAUGGACAUUAUGAGGAUAUCGACUUACACAAGAACAUACUCAAAAUAUUAGAAAAGGAAAAAUGAUACUGUUAGAAAAAGUCGCCAGGUCUUAGUAAUACCAAUUAACUAUGUCUUGUGUGUCAAGUGUAAAUAUCUUAGCUUAGAAUAGGUAGCGACUUAGGCGCACUUAUGAAUCACACAUUCUUUUUUUUCGAAAAGGUAAACGCUUAAAAGCAUUCAGCUACUUCAUGUGUAAGUGUUCAAAACUGGAUUUGGCAAAAUUAUGCCCGAUUUCUUUGAUUAUUUUUGCACGUGUCUACGCUAAAAUGGUCGUAGCCGGAGCGACAAUGGACGAAGCAGUGACCACGAGCGUUCCAAUGGAACUGGUAUUGAAUAAACAUGUCUUGUA
Messenger RNA from Mya arenaria, 995 nucleotides. Its product is annotated as gamma-glutamylcyclotransferase-like. Gene Ontology annotation, molecular function: gamma-glutamylcyclotransferase activity. The record is from RefSeq and is a predicted model, not a curated record. NCBI's taxonomy places the organism in Eukaryota, Metazoa, Mollusca, Bivalvia, Myida, Myidae. The transcript has 3 exons. Bases 140 to 670 code for a protein of 176 amino acids.